CCCGGGGAGGUGAUCCAGCCGCUGCCCAUCCAGCUGCCCAAGAAGAGCAAGCGGUCGAUCGACGCCAGCCAGCUGGUGGGCGAGGACGGGGAGGGGAUGGCGGCGGACGGGGCCCACGGCCACGCGGGCGGCAUGGACGAGAUCUUCGGCUCCCUCAACGCCCUCAAGCGGGAGAUCGAGCAGAUGAAGCACCCGAUGGGCACCCAGGACAACCCAGCCCGCACCUGCCAGGACCUGCGGCUCUGCCACCCCGACCUGCCCGACGGCGAGUACUGGAUCGACCCCAAUGAGGGCUGCUCCCGCGACUCCUUCAAGGUGCAUUGCGACUUCACGGCUGGCGGGGAGACCUGCCUCUUCCCCACCAAAGAGACGCAGGAGGUCCGGAUGUCUGUGUGGCAGGAGGAGAAGCCCCCGCGCUGGUUCAGCCAGUUCCGGGAAGGCAGCAAGUUCUCGUACGUGGACGCGGACGGGCGCCCGGUGGGCGCGGUGCAGCUCACCUUCCUGCGGCUGCUCAGCGUGGCCGCCCGGCAGAACUUCACCUACCACUGCCAGCGCUCGGUGGCCUGGCGCAGCGCCGCCUCUGGGGGCCACCAGCGCGCCCUCCGCCUCCGGGGCGCCAACGAAGAGGACAUGAGCUACGACAACAGCCCCUACAUCACGGCCCUCACCGACGGCUGCGCG
Messenger RNA from Terrapene triunguis (Three-toed box turtle), 681 nucleotides. RefSeq names its product collagen alpha-1(V) chain-like. Gene Ontology annotation, biological process: translational elongation. Gene Ontology annotation, cellular component: nucleus; cytoplasm. The record is from RefSeq and is a predicted model, not a curated record. Lineage: Eukaryota; Metazoa; Chordata; Testudines; Emydidae. Gene Ontology annotation, molecular function: extracellular matrix structural constituent. The annotation marks the transcript as partial. The transcript has 4 exons.